GCUCGCAUUUGUUCGAGUUCGGUGAAUAGGCUAUUUUGUGUGAUCGAUUAAAAAAUAUUUUAAGAAAAAUGAAUACAAUUCUGCUACUCGUCUGCAUAACUACCUACACUCAUCUAACACUUGCACGUCCCGAUGUCAGUCUCGGUUAUCAGUAUCAGCCCGGUUAUAGCAGCUCCGGUGGUGGUUUGUUGCAGACACCACACGCACCUAGCAGCAAUUAUUUCAGCCCAGUACCGACCUUCUCUCAAAAUGUGGGGAUAGGGAGUACUGCCGGCUCCGGUUCGAGUUUCGGCAGCUUUGGUUACAAUGGCAAUAGCGGUGGUUCUUCAUACUCCUCUGGCGGCUAUGGCGCCUUGUCUAGCAGUUUUGGUGGAGCAGGCGUUUUUAGCGGCUCAACGGGCGGUAAUGAUUAUCAAGCGGGCUAUAACUCUGCCAAUAUACACUAUUCGCACCAAUCGUCGAACUUCGUUGGCCGUGCGCCGAUUGUAACCAAACACUUCUGGCUACACUCCGCACCGGAGGAUCAUGAUGAGCAACAAAUUGUGCGUUAUAUAAAUAUUGGACAGCCACGCAAGAACUAUAACGUCGUAUUCAUUAACACGCCCUCAUCUAGUGUGAAUAAGGCUAAAAUCAUCGCUAAUGUUGCGCCAGUUGAGGAUAAGACGGCUAUUUACGUUUUGGCCAAGAAAGCGAACGCUUUGGACGUAAGCGCUGAGGUCGCUACACCAGCGCCAAUCGUCAACAAGCCAGAAGUGUUCUUUAUUAAGUACAAAACACCGGAGGAAGCGGUGCAUGCGCAACACACCAUUCAAGCUCAAUUUGAUGCUUUGGGCGGUUCCAACCACCUCUCCAAUGAAGGCUCUAUUCCAGUAUCGUCCGUCAUUGGCAGUUUGGGAGGCUCAGUUGGCAGUGGGGAUGAUCAUAUUGAGGACUCACAUAUAGUGAAUUCUGGACCAUCCAUUACCGUGAGCUCCAGUGACUCAAGCAACGGUGCGAUUCAGAAUUAUUUGCCACCAAAUCACAAGUAAAACGUGAAUUCGUAUUGUGCAAGCUCCAUAGAUAUGAAUGAAGGUUUAAGUUUGCAUGAACUUCAAAGAGGGUUUGUUGCGGCUAACUGAAGCGCUCUUUUAAUUUACAUUUUGAACCUUAGACGAAGUUAGUCUCAUAUAUUUAAUAAAAGUAUUACCAUUUUUAUAAUUUUUAAUAUUUUAG
Molecule: messenger RNA, 1212 nt
Organism: Bactrocera latifrons
Lineage: Eukaryota; Metazoa; Arthropoda; Insecta; Diptera; Tephritidae
Exons: 3
Coding region: 69-1028 (319 amino acids)
Source: RefSeq, a predicted model, not a curated record